AUGCUCGAACGCCGCCGCGACCACAUCUUCCGAUAUAUUCCCAAGACGGAGACUGAAGGCGAAAGCGAAUUCGACGUCGAGGCCCAGGCCGUGGAAGUGGCUCGCACAUGGCACAUGUGGGCCAACGAGAGUGUCAAGACGAGCGCACUUGUUCCCGCCCUCCUCAUGCAGGCCCUCGCAACAGGCCUCCUAGACGCAACUACCUAUACCGAUUUCAAGACAUUCGCAAGUAACCAGACGGGUAAUGCCAUCAUCUUGACUGUUGCGGCAGUCGGCACGGUCUCGCAAUCGACAACACUGCUUGUCCGAACGGCAGUGUCGUUCGGCUCGUUUCUCUUGGGCGCGUUCGUCUUUGGACAGAUCGGCUUCAUUGUCGGUGUGCGCCGGCGCACCUGGCUCAUGAUCUCCACAGCUGUCCAAACCCUCUUCCUCGUCGUCGCGUCCAUCCUCCUUUCUCCCCACGGGCCGGCAGCCACCCACGUCGGUGCACGCCACGACUGGGCCAUCCUCAGCUUGUUUGCCUUGAUGAGCGGCGGACAGGUCGCCAUGGCCCGCCAGAGCAGUUGUCAAGAACUCCCGACAGCGCCCAUGACAUCGACAUUUGUCGACUUUGUCGCCGACCACUACCUCUUCUCAAGUUGGAGCGACCCCAAGGCAGUCAGCCGCAACCGCCGCUUCUACUAUGUCAUCAUGAUGAUUGGGGGCUCGUUCAUUGGCGCCGUCAUGCACAGGUACUCGGCGUCGUGGAUCGUCGCCGUCAUUGCCGUCGGCAUAAAGCUCGUCGCACUCGCCAUGGUCGCCCUCGCAAAGCCUGACGGCUGCUACGGCAACUAG
Messenger RNA from Cutaneotrichosporon cavernicola, 834 nucleotides. RefSeq lists its product as uncharacterized. The record is from RefSeq and is a predicted model, not a curated record. The transcript has a single exon. The coding region runs from base 1 to 834 and encodes 277 amino acids. NCBI's taxonomy places the organism in Eukaryota, Fungi, Basidiomycota, Tremellomycetes, Trichosporonales, Trichosporonaceae.